AUGUCGUCCGACGGGGUUAUUUUCACAGCGCCUUUGUCCCAAAGCUUUGGAUAUGGAAUUAUCCUGGGACUAGGCUUUGCCUUUGCUCUGCUGAUGAUCUUUAUUACUUGGGCUUUGAAACGCUAUCAAAAUGAAGUCCAAACAUCUGAAAUGUUCUCAACCGCAGGCCGGUCCGUCAAAUCAGGACUGGUUGCCGCCGCCGUUGUUAGUAGUUGGACAUGGGCUGCAACCCUUCUCCAGUCAUCUGCAGUCGCAUACAGAUAUGGUGUCUCUGGUCCAUUUUUCUACGCAUCAGGCGCCACUGUUCAGAUUCUUCUUUUCGCAACACUAGCUAUCGAGCUCAAACGCCGUGCGCCGAAUGCACACACUUUCUUGGAAGUCAUACGUGCUCGCUAUGGGACUCUUGUGCACAUAGUGUUCAUCGUAUUCUGCUUGAUGACAAACAUUCUGGUUACCGCGAUGUUGCUCACCGGUGGAUCAGCCGUGAUGACCUCCUUGACUGGAGUGCCCACCGCAGCAGCCUGCUUCCUACUCCCGAUUGGCGUGGUGCUAUAUACUCUCUUCGGUGGUAUUAAGGCUACUUUCAUCACAGACUACCUGCACACUGUAGUCAUCCUGGUUGUCAUCUUCCUCUUCGCCUUCUCCGCUUAUGCCACAAACGCCGAGCUAGGAUCUCCAUCAAAGGUGUACGAUGCGCUCGUUGCAGCCUCCCAGCGUCACCCGGUUGAGGGUAACGCGGAAGGCAGUUACCUUACUAUGCGCUCUAAGGAGGGUGGCAUCUUCUGGAUUAUCAACUUAGUUGGAAACUUCGGUACAGUGUUCUUGGACAACGGAUACUACAACAAGGCUAUCGCCGCCAGCCCCGUCCACGCAUUCCCAGGAUACGUGAUUGGCGGUAUCUGCUGGUUCGCAAUUCCCUGGCUUUGCGCCAGCACAAUGGGUCUCUCGGCGCUGGCACUAGAGGGCUCAAAUCGCAUGAGCUCUGGUGAUGUGACCGCCGGACUAGUUCUCCCCUUCGCAGCUGUCAAGCUGCUCGGCUACAGCGGUGCUGUUGCAACUACACUGAUGAUCUUCAUGGCUGUGACAUCCGCAUUCUCGGCUCAGCUGAUCGCUGUGUCCUCGAUCUUCACCUACGAUAUCUACGCGGCCUACAUCAACCCAAGUGCCAAGGGCAAGAGACUGGUCUGGAUUUCGCACAUGUCCUGCGUCGUCUACUCAAUCAUCAUGGCGGGCUUUGCGACCGGUCUCUACUACGCUGGCAUUGGUAUGGGAUAUCUCUACCUGCUGAUGGGUGUGAUCAUCUCGUCCGCUGUCUUUCCAGGUGCCAUGACCCUCCUCUGGAAGGGACAGAACCGUAUCGCAGCAGCCUGCUCACCACCCCUUGGUCUGGCGGUCUCCCUCAUUGCCUGGCUGGUUACCGCUAAGAAGCAAUACGGAACUCUAACUGUCGACACCACCGGUGCCAACUACCCCAUGCUUGCCGGCAAUGUCGCCGCCCUCCUCAGCCCAGUAAUCUUCGUCCCACUCUUCACCUACAUCUUCGGCCCCCAAAACUACGAUUACGAAUCCAUGCGCGCAAUCCGCAAAGUCGACGAUACAGAAGUCGCCGCCGAAGCUCAUGUCGACCUGGAACUAGUUCCAGGCGAGAUGGGUCCCUCGCAAGACGAGAGCGAAGAAGAAGAGCGCCUGCUCAACCGCUCGGCACUCUACGCGCGCACGCUGACAGUGUUCAUGGCAUUUGCCUUUUUGAUCCUCUGGCCGAUUCCGAUGUACGGAUCGUCGUAUGUGUUCAGCAGGAAGUUCUUCACUGGUUGGGUUGUUGUUGGAAUUAUUUGGUUGUUCGUUACCCUGUUUGGUGUUGUGGUGUUCCCGUUGUACGAGGGACGGGCGAGCAUUGUUCGUGUUGUGCGGAUGAUGUCGCUUGAUCUUGUGGGGAAGAAGCCUAAGGUUUACCGGGGUACGAAGGCUGGGGCUGAUGAUGUGGCUACGCCUUCUGGGGUUGCGACGCCUACAAAUCUGGGCGAGAAGGAUAAGAAGGCCUCGGAGAGAGAGGUUUGA
Penicillium crustosum is the source of this 2058-nucleotide messenger RNA. RefSeq names its product sodium:solute symporter family protein. Gene Ontology annotation, biological process: urea transmembrane transport; spermidine transport; putrescine transport. The coding region runs from base 1 to 2058 and encodes 685 amino acids. The record is from RefSeq and is a predicted model, not a curated record. Lineage: Eukaryota; Fungi; Ascomycota; Eurotiomycetes; Eurotiales; Aspergillaceae. The transcript has 4 exons. Gene Ontology annotation, cellular component: plasma membrane. Gene Ontology annotation, molecular function: spermidine transmembrane transporter activity; putrescine transmembrane transporter activity; urea transmembrane transporter activity.